This is a messenger RNA of Acanthaster planci (crown-of-thorns starfish), 820 nucleotides long. RefSeq names its product low-density lipoprotein receptor-like. NCBI's taxonomy places the organism in Eukaryota, Metazoa, Echinodermata, Asteroidea, Valvatida, Acanthasteridae. The record is from RefSeq and is a predicted model, not a curated record.
AUGCAAGCAACACGCUUUGUUUUCGUUCUGUUUGGAACCUUCCUGACUGGAUUAUGUGCGUCCCAUCCUGAAGAUGAGGGAAACCUUAUGCAAAGUAAGGGCACCACUUGUGGAUUUGGCCAAAUGAAGUGUUUCUUCAGCGACGAAUGCUUCGCUAUUGAUGGUCUGUGCGACGGCAAGGUGGACUGUGUCAAUGGUGACGACGAAGAUCCGAUCGGAACCUGUGGCGCUCUAGGCCCCAUCUGGCCAGUCCUGUGCCCUGUUCCAGGCCAGUGGAAGUGCAUAUUCAGCCACGAGUGCCUUGACUAUUCCAAAGUGUGCGACGGGAAAAAAGACUGCGCCCGCGGGGAUGAUGAGUUAUAUUACGGAUGUGAUUACAGAAAGAGAGCCCCGGAUCAGAUGCCAGGGGAAUUCGUGCUUAAGGUCCCUGACGGGGAGAGAGAGCCCUAGGCAAGUAAUGCUGCUCCCCGGUCUGUGACGAACAGAGGCAAUCUGCAGACAGCGGAUGGAAAAGGGGCAAAAUCCUCAUGACCGAAGCUUAUUCGUAAAAUUAUUUAGUUCAAACUAGCGUUGCUUUCCUAAAACAAAGCGUUAGCCGUUUUCUGCAUAGCAUGGAUUUUAAGAUCCUUGAUUUAAACAAAUGCUUCUUUCUGAAAGGGCAAGUAGUGGAUCGAAUAAUUAUUUCGACUUACUUACUUAUUUUUGAAAUUAAAUAGCUUCAAAUCAUUUAAAAAGUCACAUCUUGAAGGGAUGUUCUUGUUAUUUUUAAACGAACAAAGUGUAAUCUGUACGAGAAGGGGAUCGAGCUCUCAAAUGAAAG